GAGAAAUGAGCUUCAAAUGCCCGCUUUGUGAUAUGCCUAUCGAGUCGCAGGAAAAGUUGCACCAACACAUCAAGGUCACCCACAGUCAUUACUACUACGAUACGUAUCUGUUUCCGCCGGAAAUGCUAUUCCCGGGUGCAUCGGCGAGCACCACGGUCAAUGUGGAGGGCGUCAUAAGCAACGAACCGCUCUCCACCCCGGAAGUGACCAUCGAACCGACGGAGGAGGAAUGCUGUUCGUGCUGUGCGUACGACGAGUCAGGCCCGGGCGGUGACUGUGGGUUUUGCGACUGCGAGGACGAUGGACAGGGCGAGUGUGAUGACUGUCUGGUGAUGUAAGUGGCGUUCGAUACACUUCCGGCACCGGAACGGAGCCAGGCCGACGGUGCCCGUCCACGCGGCCAUCGCUGUAACACUGCGAAUGGUGUGUGGAAGGUGGCGUUCAGCAGGAAUGUGUUUUUUUAGCUCACAAGGACACACAAAUCACGGAACCUUAAUGCUGCUUACCGGUUCCGGUAUCUCGAAGGAACGGAAGCGUGCGCAAAAAUGCUCCCAGCCGAAGCGGAUGUUACCACCGAAGCUUUCCGUUUUCUUGUCCCCGAUUCGCGCUGACCUAACUUGAACUCCUGAGAGGACACCCGCGCCAGCAGCAACCCACCGGAAACCAAACAAAACAGAAAUAUGAGAUAAGAAGACCCAGCAUCUUUCGGAGUCCAUCGAUUGUGAUUUGAUCGCGCACACAAAGUUAACGACCCUGGUAAGAGACUGGGGAUCCAAUCGUAGUGACUGAAUGCCAACGUUAAACCGAUAAGCAACGAGCGCUGGCGCAUAGGGACCCCGAGUGCUGGGCUCCCGACUGGAACCGGAAUCGUUAACAAAAUUUACAGAGCCCCCGGCAGCGUCUAUUUCAAUGUCUUCGGUCGCUCUUUGAGCGGACGCUUUCCCGUAUGCUUUUUUAGUAGUUUUUUGACUCCUGGCACGCGGCGACAGAAGGCGAUAUUUAGACGUUAGCGCACGGCCUCGUAUUUUAGGUGUAGUACCGCGAAACAAGCAAUGCUCAUACUUUAGUCAAUACGAAAUGGUGAUAUGAAACGCUAUAGGAUGGUGGAAUUAACAGAGAAAAAACAAAAACAAAUGUGGGCACAAUGUUGCAUAGUAGAGACAUAAGCAAUCGUACGCUUCUGAUAGAAUCCGAACCCGAGGCCGUCAUCACCGUGCGAAUACUCAGCAGACGCAGCCACAAGCCCGGGGCGGAUCGGACGGCGGGAAGAAGCGGUAUGAGUGUAGUUACCUGUACGUUUCAGUUCCGGUGUGCCACGAGCAAACGCGGCCCUUAGCUUAGCACGUAAUAUCGUAGAGUACAAGACUGUAGCCCAAACCGAUGUCUGAUAGCGGAUGGAAUUGUCGCCACGAAUUAUACUCACCGUACUUUUGAUUAGGUGUGUAGAGCCGGCACUAGCGAUGUUAAUGUUAUCGUUAUCGUUUAAGGAUUAUCUAGCAAAACAUGAACAAAAGCAAACCCACGCCUGGAUGCGCGUGUUUCGAAGAGUUUUAUACGAAUGUUGUAACCUAUAGACUGCCUCCGCUUAGCGACUGAAAGCCCUUUCCUGUUUUCCCGUAGGUCUUCCGAUUCUGAAAAGAAAGUUAAGAACAUUAUUGAGCCGACUUAUGAGUUCCAGUUUUCGUGCAAACGUUUUAAAGUAUCGCAGGAAAGGAAACCAUUCCCCACCGUCCUUAGUGCUGGAUGUUUCGAAUCCACGUUUUAAAUCGCCAUCAGAAGCUCGAGUUUUGCGAAACAGGGUCUUCGAGGUACCAUUUUACGACGUGGCGUUUAGUUUACCGAAGUUGUUUAGCGAGCUCCCAGCCGCUGAUGGUAGAUGAGUUGUAGUACAGAAAGUCGUAGAAGAAACUGCACAAAUCGCUAGUACCGAUCCGUAGAGAAUGGACAACACAAUCGCUUCGGAAUCGGACAGUUGAGAAAAAGGUUACAUUAUCAGCACCCUAGAGAAAUAGAGAGAAAGUAGUAGCGAAGUUCUAGGAUGCAACCUCUAGCA
Messenger RNA from Anopheles bellator, 2053 nucleotides. RefSeq lists its product as uncharacterized. Bases 6 to 338 code for a protein of 110 amino acids. Lineage: Eukaryota; Metazoa; Arthropoda; Insecta; Diptera; Culicidae. The transcript is spliced from 2 exons. The record is from RefSeq and is a predicted model, not a curated record.